AUGGAAGUGAGUGAGAGCAGAAAAGCCCGUGUAGAGAAAGCUAUGCAUUCUUUGCUUGUCGAGUGGAAGAAUCUCGAACAUGCAGAUUCUUCCACUCAACGACUGUUACAAGAUUGCUGCGCUGAUAUUCAAUCGAGACAGGAACGGUUGAAUUCGGUGCAGGAAUCUGUAACAAGCAGUCAUCGAAAGCUUGAAGAAAUUACAAAAAGUGUGGGAGAGAGAUUAGAGGAAGUCGAGAGUCGAGAGAGGGGUUUGAAGGCAAUGCACGAGGAAUUGGAGUCGAAAAUGAAGGAGUUGGAUUCUGUCAAGGGGGAUCUGGAGAGUGGGCUGAUAGAUGUUGAGGCGAGAGAGAAGAGGAUUGAGGAUCAGAUGAAGUUGAUCGAAGGGGUUUUCGAGAAGUUUUGUUCCGAGAGGAAGGAGGUUGAGAGGAUUAAGGGUUGGCUUGAGGGCAGAUUUGAGGAGGUAAAGUUGAAGGAGAAAGGAUUGGCUAUUAAAGAAAAGAGUAUUAAAAAUCGUGAGAUUAAAUUAGGCAAGUUAAUGGCUGAUUAUGAUUUGAAAAUGAAAAAUGUGGAAGCAAAGGAGAAAGAACUUGAGAUUAAGGAGAAGAGUAUUGAUGAUCAUAAAAGUAAACUCGAUCAGGUAUUGCAUCACUAUAUGGGGGAAAUGAUGAAUGUGAUGAAAAAGAAAGAGGAAGUAAAAAAUCGCGAGGAUGAACUGGACGAGAUGUUGGUUGAGAUUGAUUUGUCGAAGAGGAAUGUGAUAGAGAUGGAGAAACAAGUUGAAUUUAAGGAGAAGAUCAUUCAAAUUCACGAGACUAAUAUGAAUAAAGCUUGGGCUGAGCUUGAAAUGAAAAGCAAAGAAGCCAGCAGUGUGGAGUACUCAAUUGUAAAACCCGAGCCAUGGAGCGAUGAUGGUUCUUAUGCAGAUAUAAGGUUUUCUGUUACCAUGGAUGGAAACAGCUUGCUCUUAUAUUUGAUCAACCAUAAAGGGGAUCUUGAUUCCAUGUCUGAUGAAGUUUACGAGGCACUUGGGAAAUCAAAGGAGCCUAGAAAACUGGUCUUAGAUGCACUGCAAAGCUUUUACUCGAAGAAGGAAGCUGAGGAGUUUGAAGAGGAUGUAGUUUGUAGAAGCACCAGCCUUUUGUUGGAGCAGUUGAGGAGAAUUUCUCCUCAUAUUCAGUCAUAUCAUAAAAGGGCAGCACUAAAACUUGCGAGCCAAUGGAAGGAAAAAAUGAAGAGCUCAAAGGAGUUCAUUGUUUUCUUGCAGCUUUUAGCAUCCUACAAAUUAGAGUCAUCUUUUCAUCCAGAAGAGUUCUUCAGUCUCUUUGAGGUUAUCAAUCAGCCGACAGAGAUUUCAGAAUUAUUUCAGCUCCAUAAUUACAUGGGAAAAGUUAAUGAUUUUAUAACAAGUCUCAUUGAGAAGGGGCGCCGGCUUAUGGCCAUUCGUUACAUAUAUGGAUUUAAGCUUGUGGAGAAGUUCCCGCCUGUGCCGAUUCUAAACGAUCAUAUAAGCUUCAGCAAUUUGCUUGCUGAAAAAGUACAAGUGCAGAAAAGCUCUGAUGAACCAGAAGGUAUUGCAAUAGGCAAACAACUAGCUUCCCUGAGAGCAGUUGUCAAGUGUAUUAAAGACCAUCAGCUUGAAGUUGAAUAUCCUCCUGAAAGUCUUUUAGCACGAAUUCAGCAGCUAAAAGCAAAAAGAGCUGAUAUGCCUCAGAAUUCUGGAAAGAAACGACGUGCUGCAGGCCCUAAAGCUCAAACGGGAGGGAGUAACAGGAAACGUAGACAUGAAAUUUGGGAUGAAAUGCCAUAUGAGGACAAAGCCACUAUCAUGUUCAUGCAACCUGAUCACUAUCGUGAAGAGCAAAGGCUCGAGGCAGAAAGGAUGACAGCGAUACGCAAGCAAGAGGGGAUAAUCAAGUUCGAGGGGAUGAUGGCUCAUAAGUUGAAGAAGCAUAAGGAAGAGGACAAGCACUAA
Messenger RNA from Daucus carota subsp. sativus, 1974 nucleotides. RefSeq names its product FRIGIDA-like protein 3. NCBI's taxonomy places the organism in Eukaryota, Viridiplantae, Streptophyta, Magnoliopsida, Apiales, Apiaceae. The transcript has 4 exons. Bases 1 to 1974 code for a protein of 657 amino acids. The record is from RefSeq and is a predicted model, not a curated record.